AUGGACCCGACAGCUCGGAACGAACAGCUGUUGGACAGGCGAUCGCAGCUCACCGAAGGACUCUCCAGCCUGCCCUAUGACUUGAUACUUUACCUCGACCGUGCCGUAAUCUACUCGGAUCUAGCGUAUCCGGACCUCGCAGCUGGCGAUGCCUAUCGUGCACUUCUGCUUUCUGAUGAGGUUCUCAAUGAGGGUUUCGAGUAUCACGAACAGGCCUUGGAGUCUCUGCAGAUGCACACGGCAGUUCCCAUUCCAGAUGUUCUCGUCCAUGGCAACCUGCCCCAGGAUGACCUUCAACCCAACGACCUUGGCUCAGAGAUAGAAGACGAGUCGGUUAAACGUUUAGCCAUACUGGCUCAGGUUCGUGCGUAUCAAAUCUUGUCACUGAACCUCUUGCUCUGCGGAUCACUCCAGAGUGCUGCCAGCUUCUGUCAGCGUGGUCUUCAACUAUCACCAUCGAAUCAAGAACUUCUCGAUACUAAGAGCAACAUCGUAACCGUUGCCCGUCGAAGACUUCGCCGCGAUGAUAUCGACAUCGAUUACCCUAACCUUCCCGAGCAAGGUCUUGUCCGUCGCGAGGUCUAUCCCUGGAAUGAGCAUGAACCUGACCGCUUCGCUCCGGAAUCAUUGGCGGAGCUGAACGAGCACCUGAGCGUUAUGGCACCUAAAUGUGCUGUCGAAGUUGCUACCUUACCUGUACUAUUAGAAGGGGCUAGUAGCACUGAUGACUACGAAAUCAUCCCCACUUGCAAGCAGCUAGGCGUAUUUGCUAAAGAGGAUAUCGCUGCUGGUGAGGCCGUACUUAGGGAAUACUCACUCCUUACCGCCAACAACCGCUUAAAGGACUCGGUCUGCGAUGCUUGUAGUUCCGAAUUACCUCCACUGGGCAGUGAGAAUGAGCCUGUCAACUGCCCAGAAUGCUACGACACAGUGUUCUGUACCCAAUACUGUUUUGAGCAGGCCAUGGAGCGAUAUCACCCAGCAGUUUGCGAUAAAGACGUCGAUGCGAUUGCUAAAGACCCUGACGCAUUUGAAGCGGACCACACGCUCUAUCUCCUGCUGCUGUCCCGUAUCCUAGCCAUAGCAGCACAUGAGGAGGUGAACCCCCUAGAUGUUCGCGAGGUCAAGUAUAUCUGGGGUGAUUUUGUUCCAACUCGAACCAACGAAAUCAACGCCUCACCAAACGCCGGCCCACCUCCUGAGUGGACGCUUCCCUUCUCCUUCAAAUACAACAUCGAAACGCCACUCCACGUUCUCGAGAAAAUGGACAUAGACAUCUACGACACACUGGCUGAAUGCGACCUUUGGGUGCUCAACACAUUAUACGCCAAAUUUCGCGGUACCGCAUCCGCUCGUAAAAGUCAUCGAGACGGUCGCCCUGAUGUUGCCGCUGUGCACCCCUAUUGGUGUCUCGCAAACCACGACUGCGACCCCAACGUCACAUGGGAAUGGGGUGGCCGUAUGGUCCUCGAAGCCAGAAAAGAGCGAGUUGUGGGUGGUCGACCAGGGGGUAUCAAGAAAGGUGAAGAAAUUCUCAACCACUACUGCGAUGUCGACCUCCCCGUGCAACAGCGGCGAGAGUGGGCGAGAGGAAGUUUGGGCGGCUGGUGUAUGUGUAAGCGAUGUCGCGAUGAGGCUGCAGCUGGAGAGAAAGAGCAGGCCUAA
Messenger RNA from Fusarium sp. VM40, 1665 nucleotides. The record is from the annotation of a GenBank genome assembly. NCBI's taxonomy places the organism in Eukaryota, Fungi, Ascomycota, Sordariomycetes, Hypocreales, Nectriaceae.